Messenger RNA from Juglans microcarpa x Juglans regia, 1287 nucleotides. Its product is annotated as putative protein TPRXL. The record is from RefSeq and is a predicted model, not a curated record. Bases 126 to 1049 code for a protein of 307 amino acids. Lineage: Eukaryota; Viridiplantae; Streptophyta; Magnoliopsida; Fagales; Juglandaceae. The transcript has a single exon.
UUUCCAUUUUCAAAUACAAAUCCAAGGCUUUUGUAUAUAUAAAUUUGUCACUUUGUUCUACAUGCAGGCCGGUAGUACUCAUUUUUCUCGAUCGUUUGCUAGCAUCUGAAUCAAAAUCCAUCAAAAUGGGUUCUUGCAUUAGCACAUGCAGACCCAAGAAACAUUCCCUUGAAGAGUUUAAGCAUGUCCAAGACAAGCUUGUGAUUUCACAAGCUCCUAAAACUUCCAUUCCUCAUCAGUACUCUAACAAGAUUUCUCCUUCUCCCCCUUCCCCUCCUACUUCAACCUCUUCAACCUCAUCUACUUCUUCCCUCUCUUGCACCGCCGGUAGCACCACUGCGAGCUCGUGCUCAUCGUUGUCAUCGAGUGCAUCUUCGGUCUUGAGCUCGAAAGACAGAUCGUUCUCCAACGAGUUCUUGUGGUCGUGUGUUAAGGAGAAUCCACAUAUUGUACGUAUCAAUUCAAUCAGGGAAAAUGCUAUUUUGUUCUCGCCUGCUAAAGUUUAUGCCCAAAAGCCAGACUUGGUGUCAAAAACAAUGGUGGCACCGGUGAAACAUUCAAUCCCAAAGAAGGUUGCUAGCUCUACACCACAAAAGAGAGUGCGGUCAAGCUCACCAACACCUCUACCACGGCAGAAGAGUUUUCGGAGGGAGACCGAGGGGUCGAGUCCUGCAUAUUCUGUACCAAACAGAAUUCAGAGGUCACCUUCUCCAAGCUGGAGAUUCAAUGGUGAUAGAUAUGGAUCAUUUUUGACAAACACACCUAUAGAAAGUCAUUCAAAGCGUAUGAUUGGCUCGAGGUCUAAUACAGUAAGUUCUGUGCCAUCAUCUGUGAGGAAGGAAACACUUAGGCCAGCAAGUCCAAGCAACAAUUCAAGCCGUCCACGCCCUUAUUUGAGGAAUAGGGAGAUGCAAAUCCACAGAGUUGGUUCCAAAAUCGAUGAAGCUGCAGUUAGAAAAGCAGUCUCUGAUCAUGACAUGGACUCCAUUCCCAUGGAGGAGGACAUUGACAAUCCUCUUAUCUCCUUGGAUUGUUUCAUCUUUCUGUAGAUUUGAGUGUGUCAGCAUAUAGCAUGGUGUUCAUAGCAUUCUUUUUCUCUUUCUAUCUUCACUUUAUCUUCUGCCUUGAUUCAUGAACAGGUUUUGAAAAUGAUCAACUGGAUCAAUUUCCCUUUUUUUUUCUAUGGUUAUGGGUCCCUUUUUUCCCCUUUGUAUUUUGUUUGUUGUGCAUGAAUAUGUUAUUUUCGUACCAAUAUAUAAUGAGCUUAUAAGUCUUGUUUGGGAGCAA